Messenger RNA from Uncinocarpus reesii 1704, 939 nucleotides. RefSeq lists its product as uncharacterized. Lineage: Eukaryota; Fungi; Ascomycota; Eurotiomycetes; Onygenales; Onygenaceae. Bases 1 to 939 code for a protein of 312 amino acids. The transcript is spliced from 2 exons. The record is from RefSeq and is a predicted model, not a curated record.
AUGAGGGCGUCUCUCAGUGGUGAAGCGGCUGGUCAGGACAGCAAAGAAGCACCGAAAGGAGAGUUAUUCGACCAUCUCGAGACGACCAAGCAAGCACCAAAGUCUGGGAAGCUGGGGAAUUUAUACCAUCGACUCGUGAAUUCUCAAAGGAACAGGCCAAGUGCUUCCUCUGAAUGCGGAGUCUCCGAACUAUCCGGUGAAUCGUCAGCAACCAAAGACAAACAGAAACGCUCUCGCAUUAGAAGAAUCAUGGAUAAGAUGCAGAAACUCAGCGGUACUGGAAAUCAGCCAGAAAUUGAACCGGAACAAAGCUCCGUCGGUGAGCAACGCGGGAAUGAGGAGCUGCCCCUGUUGUCAGUUUGCAGUGACUUGUUCACACAAGAAGAAUGGGACGACCUUCGUGAAUUCCGCAGAGACUAUGCCCGAGUUCAGCAGGAAAAGCGUGACAAGGCUAGCGACCCCUACCCUGAUGCCAAUGCCAGUGCUCCCGUGGAUCCGCCAACCAAAGAGCAACUUGCUUCUUUGGCACGUCGAGAAAGGGAAAAGCCAAACCCCUUUAUCAAUAGUCCAGUCCCCCUUCCCGCGAUCCAGGAGCCCGAUAAUCAUCCCUGGACCAAAGGCCUAUACAAAACCGCGUACAAGCCAACAAAUCCUACGAUGCUCAGCCCGGCAUGGCUGACGAAAAAAAAGCGUGGGGCCGCGAAAGGCGCUAGGUUGCACAAAAACAGCAAGAAUUGGGGACCGGAAGACUUUGAAUUCAGAGACUUGCUGCGUGGCAUGCUUGACGACGAGACUCUGGAGAAAAUCAUGGCGGAAGAUGAUCGCAAACAAGGAAAAGAGCCGAGUGCAAGCUCCAAGUUCGGCGAAGAUGGGAUGAGGAAUGUGCUCCAUGUUAUGCUUGACCGGCUGAUAGACAAGACGGUCGAGGAGCUGAUUUAA